CCCAUUCUCUCUCUCUCUCUCUCUCUCGGUUGAACUCUCCGCAUUUAUUUGAAAUAUUUCCUUUUUGCCCCUUGCGAAGCAUUCUUAUUGAUUUCCUUAUUUGAUAUUUCAUUGAUUAUUGGGUUACGGUUCUUGUUCUCCCUUACUGUCGUCUUCUUGCUGCUCACGUUUCUCUCUCUCUCUCUCUCUCUCUCUCUCUCUCUCUCUCUCUCUCUCUCUCUCUCAUGGUAUAGAAGAAAUCUGCAAAUCUAAUAUUGGGCAGACCUCUUUUAUUGUGAUUAUUCUUGUUUCUAUGAAAAUUUUCUGAAUGGACAUACCGGACACUCUCAGAGGUCUCUAUGUGGUUUUUGCAUUCCUUUCUGCUCUGUUUCUGGGCGCUCUCAAAGGUUUGGUGGUGGGCCCUUUCGCUGCUCUAAUACUGAUUACGGGGAACAUAGGGGUGAUUCUGGGGCUCCUUCCGGCGCAUGUUGUCUGGACAAUCUACACCCUUGUUAAGACUAAUAGGUUUGAUGCGCCACUUAAAGUUGCUUUGCUAUUUGCUUUGCCUGCUUUAUUUGGUAUUUGGUUGGGUCUGAGCAUAGCUGGGAGUGUUCUUGUGGGUGUGGGGUAUGGGUUCUUCACUCCCUGGGUUUCAACUUUCGAGGCCUUCAGACAAGAAAAUGAAUUUAAGAAAUUCUUGCAUUGCAUUGUGGAUGGAACACGGGGAACUAUUAAAGGAAGUUGCACGGUAGUUCGAGAUUUCGCAGAUAUUUGCUUCCAUUCGUACCCAGCCUAUUUAAAGGAGUUGCGCCAAUCCCCUGCUUCCGAUGAGCUUCAAACUCUUAGGUUGAUACAUGUGCCUGGAUGCAUUGCUGUGGGGCUUAUAGGGCUGAUUGUGGAGGUACCUCUCUACACAGCCAUUGCCAUAGUAAAGAGUCCAUUCUUGCUCUUCAAGGGUUGGCAGCGACUGACACAUGAUCUUAUUAGUCGAGAGGGCCCAUUUCUUGAAACUGCUUGUAUCCCAGUUGCCGGUUUGACAAUCCUUUUGUGGCCACUGGUUGUAAUAGGGAGCAUCUUAAUGGCUAUUUUCUCAAGCUUCUUUGUAGGAUUAUAUGGAUCCAUAGUAGUAUAUCAGGAAAGGUCUUUCCGAAGAGGUAUUGCUUAUGUGAUUGCAAUGGUUGCAGAAUUUGAUGAGUACACAAAUGACUGGCUCUAUCUUCGCGAGGGGUCUAUCCUCCCUAAGCCCCGAUAUAGAAAGAGGAAAGUUAAGAACUCAUCUGAGAUUUCUGUGGGAGGAAAUUAUGCAGCUGGUGGCAAAUUCAGUUCUGUUCCUACUGAAGCACCUUCAAUGCUUGUGCCAACAUUAGUUCCUUCAAGAUCAGUGAGGGAAGCAAUACAGGAAGUGAAAGUAGUGCAGGUAUGGGGAAACAUGAUGAGGUCCUGUGAGAUAAGGGCCAAGGAGCUAUUGGAUGCUAAUGUAAUAACACCAGCCGACCUCCAUGAAUGGCUGAAGGCCAAGAAUGGCAAUGAGGGGGCCAUAGUUGGUGUUGGUUUGCCCUGUUAUUCAUUCCUGCAGAGUCUUCUCCACUCCAUUAAAGCUGGAUCGGGUGGCAUACUGCUGUUCGAUGACUUUGAAAUUACACAUAUGAAUAGACCCCAGGACAGAUUGUUAGAUUGGUUCUUCCAACCCAUAAUGGUGUUGAAGGAACAGAUUAAGGUCUUGAAAUUGACUGAGGGUGAAGUUAGACACCUGGAAAAACUAGUUCUCCUUGGAAGCAAUACGCAGCGCAUGGAGGCUUGGGAAAAUGGAAGCUUUGCACCUCAAGACGCUGUCCGAGCUGCUCAAAUCCAAGGCAUCAGCAGAAGGAUGAUGGGGAUGACUCGAAGCAUGACGAAAUUUCCCACGUACAGAAGGAGAUAUCGCCAGAUUGUGAAGGCUUUAAUUUCACAUUACACAGAGAAGGAGGUCUCCACCACCAGGUCCAGUUCCAUCAGAUCAGUUGCCUCCAUAGACAUUGUUUAGGUAGGAAUUUCCCCCAGCCCCUACCCCCACAACGCCACCACCCUGCUGUAAAUAUAUUUUGAGUAGGAUAAACUUCAAUCUGAGUGUUGUCCGUGUGCUCUUAAAUACUGGUAGUUGGCUACGUUGCGAAACCCUUUCUGGUUUUAAGCCCCUAGCCUCGUUUCGAGGCCAGAAGAACUAAAUGAAGAACAUGUGAGAAUAGCAGAAAGUUUUCAUUCGAUUAAAUACAUCUGUAGUUGUGUA
Malania oleifera is the source of this 2245-nucleotide messenger RNA. RefSeq lists its product as uncharacterized. Lineage: Eukaryota; Viridiplantae; Streptophyta; Magnoliopsida; Santalales; Ximeniaceae. The transcript is spliced from 9 exons. The coding region runs from base 308 to 2002 and encodes 564 amino acids. The record is from RefSeq and is a predicted model, not a curated record.